Messenger RNA from Ichthyophthirius multifiliis, 726 nucleotides. RefSeq names its product zinc finger protein, putative. The transcript has a single exon. Lineage: Eukaryota; Ciliophora; Oligohymenophorea; Hymenostomatida. The record is from RefSeq and is a predicted model, not a curated record. Gene Ontology annotation, molecular function: mRNA binding; metal ion binding.
AUGUCCUAAUAGCAAUAAGCAGUUUAUCCUCAAAGCUACAAUACCUAAUUUUAACAAUAAAACCCCAAAUUCCAAGUGAUAUAAACUCCUAUAGUAUAAAGCAACAAAUACAAAACAAACCUCUGUCGUCAUUUUAAAAAUGGAAAUUGCUAAUUAGGAUCUGCCUGUCAUUUUGCGCAUGGUUAAGAAGAGUUAAGAAACACAAACAAUCCAACUCCUAUAAAUGUUCCUACUUCUUAACCUAAGGUAUUAUGUAAUAACUAUAAAACAGUCAAAUGCCAAUAUUUCCAAAGGGGAUUUUGUAAAAAUUAACAAGCAUGCUCUUUUCCUCAUGGAGAUGAAGAAAUGAUGUCAGGUAUAAGUUCUUUCCCUACAAGCGUACAAAGCACACCAAGCUAAGGAAUGUUAAAUUCUCAAGACUCUCUUUUAUAUAUUUCUAUAAUCUCUAAUCUUGAAUAGGUUUUCAGAAAUAAUUCAAGUGUUUUACAAAAAUUAUAAAUCGCUUAAUAAUUUGCUAGAAUGGGAGAUUAGAAUAAUGCUUUUCAAAUUAUUAAUGAAAUUAUGAAAGAUACAAGUAGAAGUGAAGAAGAAAAAUAAUAAUAUCGAAUUAUUGUUACUAAUGCUUAAAUAUAUUAUUAAAAUAUGUAUAGUUAAUAAUAAAUGUUUCAAUAAUAAUAUAACAACAUGAACUAAAAUUAAGCUUAUUAUAUGGGAGCUUAAUAAUGA